CACCAUUAAUAAUGGAGAUUUUACUGAAAUCCAAUUGAUUAUUUCAAGAUUUUCUCUCUCCUUCGUGGAUUUCAGCGUCAAUUUUUCAAACUGCUCUUCAUGCCCGCGCUCGCAAGCCCCACCACCACCCACACUUUUCUUAAGAGAGAAAAAGAGAAACACCGAUUUACAGAUCAAGCGGAAACUCCCUCAGAUCUACGGAGACUCGUCUUUUCUCGAUUCUCGCGAUAUACGAAUACAAAAAGGGCACCAAAGGCGGUUGGUUGCUUUUGAUUCAAUCAGAAAGUUUCGAAUCCGAGGCAAAUUCGACGUAUAACGUUUUGCUCUCUAUGUGUGUAUGUGUGGUGUUCCGUUUGAACUUUGAAGUAAAGAGUAGCCUGUAAAGUCUUAGCCCUAAAAAGAGGAGAAUUUGGGGUUCCUUUUUGCUCAUCUUUUAUUUAAUUUUUUUAUAUAACACACAUAUAACAAAAUACACCCACAUAUAAGCUCCAAAGCCCAAAAGAGUUUAUCACUUUAGCAUGCGAGGGCUAGGUUUUUUUAGGUAAAGGAGAGAGAGAUAGAGAGGAGGUGUUGGUGAAAGAUGCAGAAUAUGAAGAAGAAAGCAUGUGAUAGCACUAGUAGUUCUAAUAACAAUAACGGUGAUGGUGGUGGUGGUGAAGUUCAGAAGCAGAAAGAGAGACAUAUAGUUUCAUGGUCCCAAGAGGAGGAUGAUAUAUUGAGGGAGCAAAUAGGUAUCCAUGGAACUGACAAUUGGGCUGUUGUUGCAUCCAAGUUUAAGGAUAAAACUACCAGGCAAUGCAGAAGAAGAUGGUUCACUUAUUUGAAUUCUGAUUUCAAAAAAGGAGGAUGGUCACAGGAGGAAGACAUGCUCCUUUGUGAGGCCCAGAAGAUUUUUGGCAACAGAUGGACUGAAAUUGCAAAAGUGGUUUCAGGCAGGACGGACAAUGCCGUUAAGAAUCGUUUCUCCACCUUGUGUAAGAAGAGAGCAAAGAAUGAAGCAUUGGCAAAAGAUAAUAGCGCUUCUUACAUCACAGCAAACAACAAAAGGGCCAUGUUUCACAAUGGACAAGAUGCAGACAGAAAUUUAGAAACUUCAAUGCCUCCUGCAAAGACGAGGAGGAAACAUAUCCCUGAUACAACAGAAAACUGCAAUCUAGAAGAAUCGACAGGGACCUUUAGAACUACAGAUCAGCAACUAAGGCCUCCAUUUGCUGUCCUUUUGCAGAAUUGCCAUAACAUCAACACCUUAAGAACUCAGCUUCAUGCCAAAACUGAAGAGGCCUCUAAAGAUGGAACAUUUCUCAAGAAGGAUGACCCGAAGAUUAUCGCAUUGCUGCAACAAGCAGAACUUCUCAGCUCACUUGCACUCAAAGUUAAUAUGGAGAAAACAGAAGAGAGUUAUGAAACUGCUUGCAAGGCUGUUCAAGAUUUUCUCAAGCAAAACAAAGGAAGUGAUGUGCUUGGAUUCAACGUUUCUGAUAUAGAUUUUCAACUUGAGAACAUCAAAGAUCUGGUAGAGGACAUAAAAAGUUGUGACGGAGGCAGCCAACAGUCCUGGAGACAACCUGAUUUAUAUCAGGGAUCCCCUGACAGUUCCGAGUACAGUACAGGGUCAACUGUCCUCUCCCAAGUGAUUGAGAAAAUGGAACCACUUCAAGAGGGGUUGUGUGAAGUUGAACCCCAAACAACCCAAGUUAUCCAGCCAACUAGCAUUGUUAAUGGUAAAAAUGUAAUGAUACCYGACUCAACAACAAACCAAGUUCUUUUAGCUUCUUGCGAUGAAUUUGACAAUGAUGUUGGAGCUAUAUUUCCCUUGCCAAAUUCAGAGUUCAAUUCCCCACUUCAAGUAACUCCGUUGUUCAGAUCAUUGGCAGCAGGAAUUCCAAGCCCUCAAUUUUCAGAAAGUGAAAGGAACUUCCUUCUAAAAACGCUUGGAAUCGAGUCACCGCCCGUCAAGCCUGGCACCAGAACCUCACAACCACCACCCUGCAAAAGGGCUCUUCUUCAUUGCCUUUGAUUUCAAAACCUCAUUAUAACUACUACUUCUACCACAUCCCGAGUUUUGAGCACAUGUAGAGUUUUUCUUCUUCACCCUCUUUCGUGGUUCACUUUUUUCAUAGGAUUUGCAGUCAUCUCAGCCUGAUUUUUUACACAAAAGGGUUUGAUCAAGAUCUGCAUUCAACGCUAGAAUGUUCAGGUACAUUCUGGAACUACAAGUAGAUCUAACAGCAUAUUCUGCUUUUUCUAGCAUAGAUCUCCAGUUUGUUUGUUUGUUGAGUUGUAUUGUUUUUCGUUUGUUCAUUUUUGGAGGAUUUCGAAUACGGGUAUUCGAUAAUUCCCCUCAUAACAACCAUUUGGCCUCAAAAUAUGCCAAAUCUUGCACAGAACAUAAUUUUGGUUUUACAGAGUGUGAUUAUAGUAAUUUACAAUAUUACCCCCCACAAUGGAAAGUGGGGAAGUAGUAGUAGAAGCAUAGAAGUGAGUAAGGAGGCUCAACCACCUUAGUUGGACUCCAGUUCUUUGUUUCUUUUAGUGUGUGUAGAAUAGCAGUUAUGAUAUAAGUUUCUUUUUCUUGAUAUAGUUUUUUUUUCCUAUUAUAAUGUAUAAAUUUACAAUCAUUGGUUUUUAGAGAAUGUGA
Cynara cardunculus var. scolymus (artichoke) is the source of this 2638-nucleotide messenger RNA. RefSeq names its product transcription factor MYB124-like. Gene Ontology annotation, cellular component: nucleus. Gene Ontology annotation, biological process: regulation of DNA-templated transcription. The transcript has 14 exons. Gene Ontology annotation, molecular function: DNA-binding transcription factor activity, RNA polymerase II-specific; RNA polymerase II cis-regulatory region sequence-specific DNA binding. The record is from RefSeq and is a predicted model, not a curated record. Bases 581 to 2017 code for a protein of 478 amino acids. Lineage: Eukaryota; Viridiplantae; Streptophyta; Magnoliopsida; Asterales; Asteraceae.